AUGUCAACAAAGGAGGCAGAAGCUCAUAAAUCAGGGGUAGCAGAUUUAGAUCUGGAGUACACACCACCAGAGAAAUUAUCGCUGGGAAAAAAGAUUUUGUACCACCUUUGGGAUGCCGACCAACACUUGAAGAGCCCGCAGGAACGGGCGCUCGUCAGGAAGCUUGAUUUUGGCAUUCUCAUAUGCGCGACCUUGGGAUGGUGGAUGAAAUACAUUGAUCAGUCGAACAUUGCCAACGCAUACGUGUCGGGCAUGAAAGAGGACUUGAAUAUCGAGGCAAAUGAGUACACAUACAUGCUGAUGUGCUACACCAUUAGCUUUGCUAUAGUCCAAGUACCAGCCAAUGCGAUUGCACUCAAAAUCCGACCACGCAUCUGCUUGGUAGUGUGCGAGAUUGGAUGGACCAUCUUCACAUUUGCUCAGGCCGCUGCUAGAAAUAGCAAUGAUAUGUACGCAUUUCGCUUCAUGGUCGGCCUAUUCGAGUCAGCCUUCAGUCCCAUCAUCAUCUUCCUGCUUGGUUCAUGGUACAACAAGUCAGAAUUGGCGAAAAGAGUAGCAAUCUGGCACAUCACUGGUUUCUUCGGUUCCGCGACUUCCGGGUUCCUCGCAGCAGGUAUUCAUGCAUCCCUCGACGGCCAUUUGGGACUAGCUGGCUGGAGAUGGCUCUACAUCAUCUGUGGUUGCAUGUCACUGCCAGUAGCUGUCUCGGUCUGGUUCCUGCUCCCAGACUACCCACACAAUACAACGGCGUGGUAUAUCACGGAGGAAGACAGGGAGAUUGCCAUGCGUCGAUCUGCCUAUGCUGGCAAAACAGACGUCACCGGCAAGAUGGACCUGGCGCUCGUCAAGCGCAUGUUUGGCAACUGGCGUUGGUGGACCUUGUGCUUGAUGUACAUCUUCUACGGCAACAGCUGUCAGGCCAACCAAUACUUCUCCGUGUACCUCAAGUCGGCCGGAUAUUCCGUCGCACUUCGCAAUGUCAUUCCUGCCUGCGCGAACUUGGUCUCCAUGGUUACGGAUUUCUUUUAUGGCAUGAUGUCUGAUAUGUUUGCGAAUCGUGCCUAUUGGAUGAUGGGUCCGCUGCUGUGUACAACCGCUAUUGGAUCCGCCAUCUUGACGGCUUGGCCAGAGUCUGAUGCACCCAAAAUCGCUGCUUUCUUCCUGUGCGCAGGAGGUUAUGUUACAGCUGUCGCAUGGACUUGGGCUAAUGAGAUUAACAAUGGAAAUGCGGAAGAGCGAGCAUUGACUAUUUCAAGCAUGAACGGCUUGUUUUAUGCUACAAACUCGUUUCUUCCUAUUCUCAUCUUCCCGCAAACAACUGCGCCGCGUUACGAGAAGGGAUUCCCGUCAAUCCUGGCAUUUGCUUUGAUUGCUGUCGUCCUGAUCUAUUUGACCGACUUCCUCCACAAGCGUCAGUUGAAGCAAGAGCAAGUGUUGCAAGCUGACGUGCCUCGAUCUGAAGUCUCUAAAAUAGGCGAGUGUGAUAAUAAGGAAAAAGCCGAAAAGCAGCUGGUGUUGAACAGUCAGGUAGCUGCAGAGUAA
Messenger RNA from Pestalotiopsis fici W106-1, 1542 nucleotides. RefSeq lists its product as uncharacterized. The record is from RefSeq and is a predicted model, not a curated record. Bases 1 to 1542 code for a protein of 513 amino acids. The transcript is spliced from 11 exons. Gene Ontology annotation, cellular component: membrane. Gene Ontology annotation, biological process: transmembrane transport. Lineage: Eukaryota; Fungi; Ascomycota; Sordariomycetes; Amphisphaeriales; Sporocadaceae. Gene Ontology annotation, molecular function: transmembrane transporter activity.